Hansenula anomala is the source of this 1308-nucleotide messenger RNA. RefSeq names its product WD repeat RBAP46/RBAP48/MSI1 family protein. Gene Ontology annotation, molecular function: histone binding. Gene Ontology annotation, cellular component: Rpd3L-Expanded complex; cytoplasm; nucleus. Gene Ontology annotation, biological process: regulation of gene expression. The record is from RefSeq and is a predicted model, not a curated record. Bases 1 to 1308 code for a protein of 435 amino acids. NCBI's taxonomy places the organism in Eukaryota, Fungi, Ascomycota, Saccharomycetes, Phaffomycetales, Wickerhamomycetaceae. The transcript has a single exon.
AUGAGUAAAGUGACUUUUGAAGAGGCUGUGCAGAAAGCUGUUGAAGAAAAGCUCAAUGACCUGAACGGUGAAGAAGAAGAUGGUGAUGAUGAAAACCCACAAAAGGAAUUGUCUAUUCAAGAAGAAUACCAGUUAUGGAGAAAGAAUUGUCCAGUGAUGUAUGAGUUUGUAUCAGAGACUGCUCUUACAUGGCCUAGUUUGACCGUCCAAUGGCUUCCGGAUCAGGAAAUCACAAGCACAGGGAUUAAUCAACGUUUGAUUUUGGGUACUCAUACUUCUGGUGAAGAUACUGAUUAUUUGAAAAUAGCGUCAACACAAUUACCUAAAAGUUUGCUCGAGAUUAAAUCUGAGAAAGAUAAUGAAGAUGAAGAUACUGCUGAUGUUAAUUCUGUUGAACAAAAACAAGGUGUUAAUGCUAGAUUAAAAGUCACAAAGAAAUAUAAACAUGAAAGUGAAGUGAAUCGUGCUCGUUAUAUGCCACAAGAUCCAAACUUCAUCAGUACAAUUAGUGGCUCAGGUAAAGUUUACGUUUAUAACACCGGCUUAGAGACUAAAGAAGCACCAUUGGUUUUGAAUCAUCAUACUGAAAAUGGUUAUGGUGUUUCAUGGAAUCGUUUCGUUAAAGGACAUUUGUUAACUUCAUCAGAUGAUAAGACCGUUGCACUUUGGGAUAUAAGUAAGCCAGAUGCCCCACAACAUGUUUUAAGAUCUCAUACAGAUAUUGUUAAUGAUGUUCAAUGGCACAAUAGAGAUGGUAAUCUAUUUGGCUCUGUAAGUGAAGAUAAAACAAUUCAUCUAUAUGAUACAAGAUCAUUACCAAAUCCAACCAAUAUAAUUCAACGUCAUGCUGCUGUCAAUACCAUAGCAUUCUCAAAUCACUCAUCUAACCUGUUUUCUGUUGGUUUGGAUGAUUCUACAAUUGAAUUAUUCGAUAUUAGAAACCCUCAACAAAAAUUACACACAAUCAUGGGUCACUCAGAAUCAAUCACCUCAUUGGAAUGGGACCCUCAUAACGAUGGAAUCCUUGCUUCUGGUUCACAAGACAGAAGAGUGAUAUUAUGGGAUAUUAAAAAAAUUGGUGAAGAACAAAUCCAAGAAGAUGAAGACGAUGGUGCUCCUGAAUUAUUCAUGAUGCAUGCUGGUCAUACAUCUGGUAUCACUGAUCUUUCUUUUAAUCCAAACAUUCCAUGGACUUUGGCCACCAGUUCAGAUGACAAUAUUGUCCAUUUAUGGAAGAUUGCAAAGAAGUUGACCAAUGAAUAUUAUGGUGAAGUGGAGGAAGAUAUUGAUUACUUUUCGUUGGAGUAA